Molecule: messenger RNA, 5160 nt
Organism: Coregonus clupeaformis (lake whitefish)
Lineage: Eukaryota; Metazoa; Chordata; Actinopteri; Salmoniformes; Salmonidae
Product: TBC1 domain family member 8-like
Exons: 20
Coding region: 234-3689 (1151 amino acids)
Molecular function (GO): calcium ion binding
Source: RefSeq, a predicted model, not a curated record
UCGCUGUGUAGGCUAUAGUUGCAACCGGGGUGAGAGAAAAUAUGAGCACAAAACGCCUGCUAUCUCGGGCGGCGCUUGAGUUCAGUCAUGGAUGAUUCUGAAAAUCACCUCAUUUUCUCCGGCGCGUGGAACUGCUGAAGAAGUGUGCAUUCUACCAAUAGCGCAACAAAAAGGACAAUCGGCUUUGUUUUGUUUUCGUCCCAUUCUCUUUGUCAAUCUAUUGUUUUGAAAGAAUGUGGUUGAAUCCAGAGGAAGUUUUGCUGAAAAAUGCACUGAAGCUUUGGGUUACCGAAAAAUCUAACGAUUUCUUCAUUUUGCAGCGCAGAAGAGGGCAUGGGGAUUCAGGGGGGAAAUUUACAGGUCUUCUAGUGGGAGCUCUGGACUCAGUGCUGGACUCCAACGCCCGGGUCACACCGUUCCGUAUCCUGCUACAGGUGCCUGGGUCACAGGUCAGCUGGACCAUAGCUUGUGGUGCUGCUGUCGGAGAGAUGAACAGACAUUGGGACUGGCUGGUCCAGAACCUACUCCACUCUCUCUCAGUGUUUGAGAACAAGGAGGAUGUCGCUAGCUUCGUCAAAGGGAAAGUCAAGGGUCUGAUAGCGGAGGAGGUAAGGGGGAAACAGGCGGCUCAGGAGGAGGAGCCUGAGAAGUUCCGGGAGGCGCUGCUGAAGUUUGAGCUAUGUUUCGGCCUGCCCUCCUCAGAGAAGCUGGUCACCACCUACUCUUGCUGCUGCUGGAAGGGGCGGGUCCCCCGGCAGGGCUGGCUCUACCUCAGCAUCAACCACAUGGCCUUCUACUCCUUCCUGUUGGGAAAGGAAGUGAAGUUUGUGAUCCCGUGGGCGGAGGUGACGAGGCUGGAGCGGGUCUCCACGGGCCUCAUGACAGACAUGGUGCGUGUGACAACGCGACGGUGCCAGCGAGACUUCUCCAUGUUCCUGAGCCUGGAUGAGGCGUUCGGGGUCAUUGGUCAGCUGGCUGACAUUGCCCUGCGACGCCUGCUGGACAGCGAAGGCCUGGAGCUGGACCGAGUCCUCCAGCAGUCCUCCAACAUCACCAAGAGGGUUCUGGAGGAGCAGGCGUUGAGGGCGUAUGUCCUGGCUCUAUUUCGGCUACCGCGGGGCGAACGUCUUCAGGAGGUGGCGCUGUGUUCAGUGUGGACGCCCCAUGCCCGCUGUCACACGGCAGGAACGCUCUACACCACCGACAGCUACCUAUGCUUCGCCAGCCGAGAGGAGGGCCAAUGCAGCCUGCUUAUCUCUCUCUCAGAGGUGAUCUCCAUAGAGAAGGCGGAGAGCACCAGCCUGCUGCCCAACCCAGUGAUCGUCAGCGUGAGGAGUAAGAAGGCCUUCCAGCUGAUGGAGCUGCAGGACAGAGACAGCCUGGUGGACAGCCUGACAUCACGCCUCAGAUCCCUGCAGUGGAAACACUCCAUGUUCCGCAGCAAGAAAUCUCUGACCUCUUCGUCUCCCUACUACACCUUCUACUAUGACACCAUGUACUGUGACGGGGAGGAGAUCGAGGAGAGACCACUACGUCAAACAGUGAACACAGAGGCUCUGAUGGCAUGCUACCAUCACUCUCAACCUGACCCCAACAACAGCACGGCUACCAUGGAGCAGGUGAAAGAGCGUCUGUGGGAUGACCACUUCUCGGAGUACGGUCGAGGCGUCCACAUGUUCCGCACAGAGAAGAUCCAGAAGCUGGUUGCCAUGGGGAUACCAGAGUCGCUACGGGGAGAGCUAUGGAUGACCUUCUCUGAUGCCUCGUCAGAGUUGUCAUCCCACCCAGACUACUACUCGGGGCUAGUGACGGAGUCUAUGGGGCAAAGCAGUCUGGCCACGGAGGAGAUCGAGAGAGACCUGCACCGCUCGCUGCCCGACCACCCUGCCUUCCAGAACGUCACGGGCAUCGCGGCGCUGCGCCGCGUCCUCACCGCAUAUGCCCACCGCAACCCCAAGAUUGGCUACUGCCAGUCAAUGAAUAUCCUGGCAUCUGUGCUGCUGCUGUACACUAAAGAGGAGGAGGCCUUCUCACUGCUAGUGGCUGUGUGUGAGAGGAUGCUACCUGACUACUUCAACCGCAGAGUCAUAGGUGCUCAGGUGGACCAGUCAGUGUUUGAGGAGCUGAUCCGGGAUCGUCUUCCCGAGCUGGCCGAGCACAUUCCCGACCUCUCCCCCCUCUCUUCCAUCUCCCUGUCCUGGUUUCUCACCCUGUUCCUCAGCGUGCUUCCCUUCCGCAGCGCUGUCUGUGUGGUAGACUGCUUCUUCUUUCACGGCAUCAAAGCCAUCUUCCAGCUGGGGCUAGCUGUGCUGGAUGCUAACGCUACGGCGCUGUGUGCUAGUGCAGAUGACGGCCAGGCCCUCAUGAUCCUCACUGGUUUUCUGGACCAGGUGAAGUACGAUGAAGAUCCGUCUCCCCCUGCCACUCACCCUCUCUCGUCUCAGAGUGGGGAGGAGGAGGGCAGCCUGCCUGUAGAACAACAUACCCUGAUCACUGACCUCAUUGCUGACUCCUAUGAGAAAUUUGGAGACCUGACGGUGAGACAAAUAGAGAAGUUGCGAUGCAGACACCGGAUCCAGGUUCUCCAAGCACACGAGGACACCACCAAGGAGAAUGCGCUCAGGGUGGUGACCCCAGAUGUCUCUCUCUCCCCUGAAAACCUGGCUGAUGUCUACGACCUCUUCAGGACAGAGCACUUCAUCAACCUGUACUGGGGCGAUGGGGGCACCACAGUGGCCCUCCAGCACCAUGACCCAGGCCGGCCCUAUGUGGAGCAGUACAGAGUGGACCGGGCCCAGUUUAAGAGCCUGUACAUGCUGCUGGUUCCCUGGCUUUGUGGCCUCCAUACUGACACUGUGGCCCACCGGACCUUCACACUACUGGACCAGGACAGAGACUCACUCAUCACCUUCAGAGAGUUCGCUGGGUGGCUGGAUACGCUAUACUGUGUGGAACUGAAUGAGAAGGUCAGACUACUGUAUCGUUUGCACAUACCUCCAGCUCUGACUGAGAGUGAGGAUGACCCGUCUCCACUGAAGAGCCCUCUGCUGUCAACUACCAGACCACUCCAUGUAGAGCUGCCCAAUGCUCCUGAUGUGUGUGUUCGUGUUGAAGGGGAGAUAAGAGACUUUCAGGAGCAGUUGAAGCAGAUGCUGAAAGACCUGGCUAAAGAGAAGGAGAAGGAUGUGGAGCAACCUUUACCUCCAAUGAACCAGAGGGAGUUCAUCCAGUUCUGUAAGACCCUCUACAGCAUGUUCCAUGGCAACCCAGACGAGAACGAGCUCUUCCAGGCCAUCGCUACAGUGACCAGCCUGGUGCUGCAGAUCGGCGAGGUCGACCACCGCAGCCGCUGCUCGGGGUCAGAGGUCAGCAGCGAGGGUGGGGCCGGAGACGAAGUAGAGGACGAUCACAAGGAGGGGAGUCAAGAAGACCACCCUGUCUUCAGCACCAAAGAAGAAGAAGGAGGAGGAGGAGAGAGGAAGGAGGGGACCAGCAAGAGUUCAGGGUCUGAGAGUCAGAGCGAGUGGACGGUCAGCUACGCUCAGAUCCUGGCCUCUCUCCUCACAGAACAGCAGUUGGUCAACUUCUUUGAGAAACCGAUGGACCUGUCAGCAAAGGUAGCUGAGGCAAAAGUGAAACAGUACCAUGAAAGGGCUGGUCUGCUUAUGCUCCAGCAAGGGACCAGCUGAUUUCAACAUGACCAACAGAACAUAGAACCUCGAUGUGAGAACCACAGUGUAACCCAAUACUGGGCUUCCAAUCUAGUUUCUUGUCUAGCUGUCCAGGCACCUUUGUCCCCAAUAAGUUGCCGGUGUCCGUGUCCUCCGUCUUACAAGGAUGAGUGGGUACCAAGAGUCCGUAUGUGCCUAUAUUGAGUUGUAGGUAUGGAAAAUGUAUGCACUCACUAACUGUAAGUCGCUCUGGAUAAAAGCGUCUGCUAAAUGACUAAAAUGUAAAUGUAAAUGUAGGUCUGUCGAGCACAAGGGAGAAGUAAUGUAGAUGUGUAGGUCUUCCUCUCCUGAUGUAGCCGUGGAGAAAUGUGGCCUUGUCUUUUGGGAUCAACAACUGUUUAAAAGCAGGUUUACCAAAACCAGAGGCUGCCGAGACAUGUAUGAUAAUCAAGAAACUACAUGAUGUAUCAGUCAUAAUCAUAUAUACUACUGUGAGAAUGUCCCAUGCACUACAUGACACACAGCACCAUGAAAAUGAAUAUUUUAUUUUUUGUUGCUCAGUAUUUAUAGACAAGUUUUCAUUCUGCUUCAUCCGGUCUAUGAAAUGGGAACAAACUAAUAUGCCCAGUUUUAGUGAAAUUUUAUUUGACUUUACAUUGGCUGCCUGGUUGGUGAUACUUGUUUUGUUUGCCAUAUUGUCCAAUCAGGUAGAGCAGACAAGUGUUCUUUUCUGACCAAAUAUUUUUUGCCUGUAUGCCUGCAGUGUAUCAUUUUGGCAAGCUUUUUAUAUAUAGCCCAAGGAGUCAAGGACAUUUAACUGCCAAAUGUUUGUCAUACAAUAAUGGACAUUGGAAUCUUGCCUUUGUAUGCGACACAUUGAAAAUAUGCACCUAGAUCUUUUGUCAAAUCACAUUCGUCACUGUUUACAGCAGGUAUAAAAGGUGCAGCGAAAUGCUUGUGCUAGCUCCCUCAACAAUGCAGUACAUUAAUCAAUAAUGUUUGUUGUAUUGAUUGAAUGCAUUUUGUUAUUUUAAGAACUCUUAUUUUAGGUGUUCUAAAACUGGUUGGGCCUUAUUAUUCUACCAAGCAUAUUUCUUCAUUCAAGCCUUAAGUGUAAGUGACCAGUAUUAUAUUAUAGACUAAAGUCCUACACACCUUCUCAAAAUACUAGAUACUAGACAAACGAAACUGCUGUGCCUCAGAUUUAGUUGAAUAAGUCUUCUAUACAGAACUUGAUUUUGCAAUUUAAAAUCAGUGGUUGCUGUAAAUUGAGGUUUGGGUUAUUCCAGAACCAGACUGACGCCUUCCAAUUGACUACAGAUGCACCUUUGAUUUUGAAAUGUUAUUUGUAGUGCACACUCACAAGUUCACUUGACGUGCAUUAUCACAAAUCGGGCCAUUUAUCACUUUAACUUAUCAAUUUAAUAUCUGCUGCAGAAUAUCAGACAUGGAUUGUUUGUAAAUCAUUAAAACCAUUUUUGCAUCCUUA